UUUCUGAGUAGCAGAAGACACCGUCCGACGGGAACCAAUCACGAUCGAAGACCGUUUUUCUCACCUCGGUUUUUGGUGUUGCUUCUGACGUGCAUAACGUCUUUGGGUGGUGGAGGUUCAUUUUUUUUCUUGAACAAUUCUUUAAAAGAAUGGCUGCUCAGUGGAUACGAACCGCAGUUCCGAAACUCGGUGGUGCCCGACUUUAUAGCAGUAAAGUUCACAAAUGUACGCUAAUUCCUGGAGAUGGUAUUGGGCCAGAAAUCUCUGCCGCUGUUCAAAAGAUUUUCGAUACUGCCAAGGUGCCAAUAGAAUGGGAAUCUGUUGAUGUAACACCUGUAAAAGGUCCAGAUGGCAAAUUUGGUAUACCACAAGCUGCCAUUGACUCAGUUAACAGGAAUAAAAUUGGUCUGAAAGGUCCUUUGAUGACACCUAUUGGAAAAGGGCAUAGAUCUUUAAAUCUUGCACUGAGAAAAGAAUUUAACUUGUAUGCCAAUGUACGACCCUGUCGUUCCCUAGAAGGUUACAAAACAUUGUACGACAAUGUCGAUGUUGUUACAAUCAGAGAAAAUACAGAAGGAGAAUACUCUGGCAUAGAACACGAGAUUGUAGAAGGGGUUGUACAAUCUAUUAAAUUGAUUACAGAAGAAGCUUCUAGCAGAGUAGCAGAAUUUGCUUUCCAAUAUGCUCAAGAUAAUAACAGGAAAAAGGUUACUGCUGUGCAUAAAGCAAACAUUAUGAGAAUGUCAGAUGGUUUAUUCUUGAGAUGCUGUCGGGAAGCUGCUCAGAAGUACCCUAACAUUAAAUUUGAGGAACGAUAUCUAGACACAGUUUGUUUAAAUAUGGUUCAAGAUCCCAGUCAGUACGAUGUGCUUGUAAUGCCCAAUUUGUAUGGUGACAUUCUGUCCGAUAUGUGUGCUGGUCUUGUUGGAGGUCUUGGUCUUACACCAAGUGGAAAUAUCGGUUUAAAUGGUGCCUUAUUUGAAUCUGUGCACGGAACUGCGCCAGAUAUUGCAGGACAAGAUAAAGCAAAUCCUACCGCUUUGUUGCUUUCUGCCGUGAUGAUGCUUAAACAUAUGGGUUUGAACAAACACGCACAAAUCAUUGAAACUGCUGCCUAUGAAGCAAUUAAAGAAGGUAAAUGUCUAACAGGUGAUCUUGGAGGUACAGCAAAAUGCAGUGAAUACACCAACGAAAUUUGCAAAAAGGUCUCAGCAUUGACGAAGUAAAACGAUACAAAGUUUAUGAAAAAUAAACUGCCAAUACUCGUAGAAAUGAUAUGUAUGAGUUAUCUGGCCGUAUUCGACCGUCUAUGUAAUUAUUGUUUUCAAAAUUAUUGUCAGUGUACAAGUCCGGGAUCAGUCUGCAGUUUGAUUGUCCAGGUUGCAGAUGUUAUAUAAGUUGUAGAAAGAUGCCUUAAAUAUUUUCCCAUACACAUAUUUAGAUAAUUUUUUGCUGAGUACUUGUUUAUUUAGUUUAUCAUAACAUAUAAAGUUACUCUACUUCGUGCAGUUUGCUAACAGUGUAAUAGCAUUUAAUAUUACUUUAUCGCGACCGAACACACGCAGUCGAACAGCGUGUACGGACUGAAUAGAUUUCUGUGUAAGCCUGUUACACCGUAUUUGUUGUCGUCAACGGAAGAUCUCGUAGAAUCUGUAAAAAAAGCAAUUAGGCAUGUAAAUUAAUCUAGGUACAGUGUAUAAUACUUUUAAAUGAAAUUGUUAUGGAAGAUGUGUGGCCUCGAAGAAGAGUUUCAAGAAUCAACCUCACGCAGUAUUACAUACUAAUAAAUCAUUAUAAAUACAA
Molecule: messenger RNA, 1803 nt
Organism: Nomia melanderi (Alkali bee)
Lineage: Eukaryota; Metazoa; Arthropoda; Insecta; Hymenoptera; Halictidae
Gene: Idh3a
Product: isocitrate dehydrogenase [NAD] subunit alpha, mitochondrial
Biological process (GO): isocitrate metabolic process; tricarboxylic acid cycle
Cellular component (GO): mitochondrion
Molecular function (GO): magnesium ion binding; isocitrate dehydrogenase (NAD+) activity; NAD binding
Source: RefSeq, a predicted model, not a curated record